Messenger RNA from Lycium barbarum (goji berry), 531 nucleotides. RefSeq lists its product as uncharacterized. The transcript has 2 exons. The coding region runs from base 116 to 427 and encodes 103 amino acids. The record is from RefSeq and is a predicted model, not a curated record. NCBI's taxonomy places the organism in Eukaryota, Viridiplantae, Streptophyta, Magnoliopsida, Solanales, Solanaceae.
UUUAUUCCCAACACUGUUAGCAAAAAUAAUUCUGGUCUACUUGCAAUUUCAUAUGCGAUUGCUUGUAUAUAGCACAAAGAGAAAGGUUUAGCUUAAAGAUAAGUUCUUUCCACAAAUGCAGUUAGUGCUUUCAAAUGCAAGGGAAGAAAGAAGGAAUUUGUACCUGGUGCUUUUUUAUUAUGCUUUGCAUCAAAUAAAUGAGUCAUGCAUAGCUAGUGGAACUUCAGACUACAGUGAGGAUGAGGUCCAACCUGUCGCUAUGUUGCUUAUGAUCGCAGAUGCACCUGAAGCUUUGCAUAUAUCAGUAAAGCUUGGAUUGGAAGGCAUCUUGGAGCUUCUGCAACGCCCAAUAUCUAGUGCAUUGUCCAAAUAUCCAAAUUCUGAUCGACUUUCUAUGCUGUUGGGAAAAAUUGUCGAGAAUUUUUGAGAUGCUUACAAAGUCAUUUACUCAUCUUGAUAAGGAAUUUGCUCAUAUGAGGCAGAUAACUAAAUCAUGCAAAUCUCUAGAAAGUAUUGAUGGAGCUAAUGAAA